Molecule: messenger RNA, 1263 nt
Organism: Penicillium cosmopolitanum
Lineage: Eukaryota; Fungi; Ascomycota; Eurotiomycetes; Eurotiales; Aspergillaceae
Gene: pfa4
Product: putative palmitoyltransferase with autoacylation activity Pfa4
Exons: 5
Coding region: 1-1263 (420 amino acids)
Biological process (GO): peptidyl-L-cysteine S-palmitoylation; protein targeting to membrane
Cellular component (GO): endoplasmic reticulum; Golgi apparatus
Molecular function (GO): protein-cysteine S-palmitoyltransferase activity
Source: RefSeq, a predicted model, not a curated record
AUGUUGGCCGAAAAUUUCGAAGUUUCGCGACUAGCGAUUCCAGCCGUCAGCGUGCUGAUCAGCUUUCUCGCCUACACCUCGCAAUACUUCUUCCACAACUUCAAGCCCGCACCGCUGACACUCGACGAGGGCUGGGCUCUCAAUGUCUUCGCAUUAUGCAUUUGGGUCUGCUACUAUCGUGCAUGCUUUGUAGACCCUGGACGUCUUGAUCUAAAGGGCAAAUCGGUGGCCCCAUCCCGACAGGAGAAGGACCAGUCCACAGGGCGCCAACGAUGGUGUCGUAGAUGUGAGGCCUACAAGCCACCUCGGGCUCAUCAUUAUGGAUCACCAUUGUCCAUGGACUUCAAACUGCGUCUCAUACUUCACAUUCCCCACUUCUUCCGUUUUCUAUUUUAUACAGUCCUCGGAAUGGGCUAUCUGGAAACCCUUUUGUGGCAACGUGCAUCUAUAAUCUGGCACGAGAGGGAUAUGCCGAGCUACCUCGGUCCAUCGGUAGCACAACUAGUUCACUUGCUUCUUUUGAUCGUCGUGAACAGUGUGACCUGGCUUGGCCUAUUCAUUCUUCUGGUACGCACGAUCGGGACCAUCCUCUUCAAUACGACCACAAUUGAAUCCUGGGAAAUUGAGAGGCACGAAACUCUUGUUCGUCGAGCUCGAGUCUUAGGUGGCUCUCUUGAGGGCCCGGGAGGUGUCAAUAUCGUGAUUCGCAAGCAGGAAUUCCCUUACGAUAUCGGCAUAUUUUCAAACAUUGUACAAGCUAUGGGGGGAUACACUCAACGUGAUUGGUUCUGGCCAUUCGCCGCAAGUCCCGAUCGCAAUUCUGGAUGGACAUUCAAGACGAACGGAUUUGAGGAUGCUUCAGUGACAUGGCCUCCACCGGACCCAGACCGCAUACCCAUUCCCAAGGGAUCUUACUCCGUCAAUGAUCCCGAAAUUCCUCUAUCCUACGCUUCUGCUCGGGACCAAGUCGAAGCAUUUGAUCGUCGACAAGCAGCCGACUCGGAUCGCCUAAGGCCCUAUUCGACAGUCCAGAGACGCAAGCGCUUCCAUGAACGCUUUCAGGACGAGCCUAACUAUGACAGCGAUGAAGACCAGCCAGCAGGCCCUACCUACGGGAAUGAUUCAGAUGAAGGUGAAGAAUCGUGGCGAAAUUCAGAAGGUGAGCGCCUUGGCGAUUUUGGGGUUGACGAAGAUGUUGAAUUCUAUGAUGAAGAUGACAUUCCCCUUGGGGUACUAGUCGAGCAGCGCAGGGGGCGCCAAUAA